AACCUCUACGGGCCCUACAAGGAGAUGCCCGGGAUGGGCCAGAGCCUCUCGCCGCUGGGCAACGGUCUGGGCUCGCUCCACAACCCCCAGCAGGGCCUCCACAACUACGGGCCGGCCGGCCCCGAGAAGAUGCUGAGCCCCAACUUCGAGGCCCACCCGGCCAUGCUGGCCCGGGGCGAGCAGCACCUCUCGCGGGGCCUGGCCACCCCGCCGGCCCCCAUGAUGGCUCACCUUAACGGGAUGCAUGUCAGCAACCCGGGCCAGCUGGAGGAGAUCAACACCAAAGAAGUGGCGCAGAGAAUCACCGCCGAGCUGAAGCGCUACAGCAUCCCGCAGGCCAUCUUCGCCCAGCGGGUGCUGUGCCGUUCUCAGGGGACCCUCUCAGACCUUCUAAGGAACCCUAAGCCUUGGAGUAAACUGAAAUCGGGCAGGGAGACCUUCCGAAGAAUGUGGAAAUGGCUGCAGGAACCCGAGUUCCAGAGGAUGUCAGCCUUAAGACUUGCGGGUAAGUGGCUCGCCUUGGGGGGGAAAGGAGGUCGCCCGCGGCCCCCAACUUCCAGAGGCGACGCUCGAGGGGAGGGGGGCUCGUGUUCACGUGCUGCGGGCUGGCGAGGAGGGCGCCCUGCACGUGCGGACGGGCGACUUGGGUCCUCCUUAGGAGAGCGCCCAAGCGAGCGUUUGAACUUGGCUGCGUAUCCCGUGACCCUUGUCUCGCGGGUUCCGCUGGGGAUGCUAACAAGACAACGCCUUGGUGGCUGCCCCGCUUCACGUGCCUUCCUUUAACCUGUCCCCGAUCUUGGCUUAGCGGCUGGUGCUUGUUGUUCCGGAGGGGGACACCUUCUCUCCCGCUGUAUCCCUGGGGGUUAAACCUUCGAGCCGCCUCGGUCCGAAGGCAGACAUCUCCGGAGGAGCGAGGGUUGCGCUGCGUGAAAGGUGUGCGUGUGUGUGCAUUGUCCCAAUUCCCCCUCCGCAAACUUUUUGAAGGGGGGCGGGUGGUUUCUUUCCUUUCCUCUCCUCGCAGGGCAGAGGGAAGGCACGUCUGCGCGUGCUUUAAAAGGAGCGCACUUUUCUCCCAGCCUUCGCGAUCCAUCCAGCAGCGCGUGUUUACGUGUGCACACUUAGACACAGAUGCAGUGUCACGCUGAAGUCCAGCUUUACCUUGGCUAAACAUGAGUACCGUGU
Molecule: messenger RNA, 1182 nt
Organism: Python bivittatus (Burmese python)
Lineage: Eukaryota; Metazoa; Chordata; Lepidosauria; Squamata; Pythonidae
Source: RefSeq, a predicted model, not a curated record